ACUCGCCCUUCUUGCGGCACUUCUCGCAGGCGCAACAGCGCAUGUGCUGCCCCGAAACGACAUCCCUACGGGGGCUCCAGCGCUCCCUCUCUCAGCAUUCAACACCAUGCCCCACCGCAUGUUCUCUCCUGAAGAACUCGUGGCCAUCGUCGACAACGGUACCCAGCACGGCCCAGAAUCUGAUUUUCAGGGCAUCCAGGCGACAUGCAGUAAUAUCCGCACACGUCCAGAAUGGCACAGGACAAACGAUGCGUUCAAGCAGAAGUUCGUCGACGCAGUCAAAUGCCUCUUCUCGCGCCCUAGCAAAGGAAACUAUCCCGGCUCGCGAAAUCGAUAUGAGGACUUCGUGCAAGUGCAUCAGAAGGUCGCGCUCAACGUGCACAGCCAGGGCAGCCUUAAUGCCAAGUUUCUGGUCUGGCACCGCGCAUAUCUGUGGGCAUUCGAGGAGGCUCUCCGUGGAGAAUGCGGAUAUUCGGAGAGUCUCCCUUGGUUCGACGAGACGCUAUAUCCAGGCCGCUUCUCGCAAUCCUCCAUCUUCAGCAGCAAGUGGCUCGGCGCGAUCAAUCUGCAGGGAAGAUGCGUCACCGACGGGCAAUUCGCCAAUCUCGCGCUGAAUGUCGGGCCCGGCAGCGGCAACCAGUACCACUGUCUUACGCGCAACGGCGAUGCUUCGUUCACCAGUCAGUGCACCUCCGCCAACGUAGAGGUCUGCCAGCGCGCAAACGACUACCAAGUUUUCGCGCAAUGCGAAGAGGGUGGUUUGCAUGCGUACGGCCAUGUCGGAACGGGUGGCGAGAUGAAUGAUUUCUUUGCCAGUCCUAACGAUCCGGUGUUCUGGCUGCACCACGGGAUGGUUGAUCGGCACUUUAGGAUCUGGCAAAAUGAUGAUGGGAACAGGGUCAAUUAUGUUAAUGGGCCGGGACCAGAUGGGAAGCAGCUCACGAUGGAUACGCCGAUUUAUCUGAAUGGGUUGAAACCGGAUCUCAAGAUUAGGGAUAUCAUGAACACCAUCGGAGGCUUCUUGUGUUAUAAAUACGAUUAUUAGAGAGUGAUAGUAAUAUAGACUUCUGCAUCUCAUGGAUACACCCUGUGUUGCACCAGUCACGACUGGCCAAGUGGGAGAAAUUUUG
Messenger RNA from Paraphaeosphaeria sporulosa, 1130 nucleotides. Its product is annotated as Di-copper centre-containing protein. The record is from RefSeq and is a predicted model, not a curated record. Gene Ontology annotation, molecular function: oxidoreductase activity. NCBI's taxonomy places the organism in Eukaryota, Fungi, Ascomycota, Dothideomycetes, Pleosporales, Didymosphaeriaceae. The coding region runs from base 107 to 1045 and encodes 312 amino acids. The transcript has a single exon.